AUGUGUUCGUAACGACGGUGGGUUAGCUUCGGCAAGGUCUUUUACUCGUGGUUUUGUAGUUCAUCAAGGUAACCCGUUGAAAAACACCAAAGUUAACUUAACAGACCACUUGGGGAAAUUUCCGAUUCAAAUGAGUGGGAACAGCGUAGCAGAGUCAGCGGUCGUGGAUGGCCUGGACGCAAACAAUGAAGUACAGCAACAUGUAUGCGAAACACCUGAUGACUCUUCCAGUUUGUCCAAACGGCAGCGAAAAAAAAUGUUGAAAUUAGUCACCUGGGAGGAAAAGAAAAAGCAAAAACGGUUGAAAGAAAGGGAAAAACAUAAGAUAAAAAAGGUGGAAGCUAUUGCACGGGGGCUUCCCGUGCGAAGCGGUCCAAGUCGAAAAGAGUUGAAGCUGAGGCAGAUCGACUAUAGCAAGGCUACCUGCGAAGUGGCCGUUGAUCUUAGUUUCGAUGGCUUAAUGAUCGAGAAAGAUGUAGCCAAGUGUGUAAAGCAGCUGCUGCGCAUAUACACGUUAAACCGAAGGGCUGAAAACCCUAUUCCGCUCUAUUUUACCGGCAUAGUUGAGGAUGGAGCAGUGAAAAAGCAUCUCGAUCGUUACGAUGGCUACAACCACUGGGAUGUUCGAAUUAACAGCCAGCACUUUCUUGACAUUUUUCCACGCGAGAAGCUGAUCUACUUGACCAGUGAGUCGGAUAAUGUGCUGGAGGGCAUUGAAGCAGACCACGUGUACGUGAUCGGAGGACUGGUUGAUCAUAAUCAAUACAAGGGACAUUGUCACAGAUUGGCCGAAAGUUACGGAAUACGCCAUGCACGGUUACCGUUAGUUGAGUAUCUCGAUUUUAAAACACGAACAAUACUGACUAUUAACCAAGUAUUUGAGAUACUGCUUAGCAUUCACCAAGGCCGGGCUUGGUUGCAAACGCUGCUCGAUGUGGUGCCCUUACGAAAAGGAGCUAAGGCAAAGGAAUCGUUAGCGACAAGCACAAAUAGCGAAAAACACGACGAUACUGUGUGACUAAAGUGUGGCUCGUCUGAUAUCUUCUUUUAUCUAACAAUUAGAGAACAAUAAAAAUAAUUGUAUCAUAUGCAUCAUCACAGCUGUUGAAACGGUCUCCGGUGUUUCAACAUAGAAGCUGGAAUCUGUGGAAGUACGUGAGAACACUGAGACCUACGUUGCUUCGCACGAUAGAUCCUCCGUACGUAACAAAAAUAUAUCACGACACAAGAGUAUAGCUAUGCUAGUCAUUAAGCGCUAAACAACGGCGACAAUCACACCGCAUUAUAGUGCUUAAUUACGACUGGUGGAAACUUUUAAAAUUUAAAUAAAAUGCAAAAGUCGUACGUCGCUGAAUAGCGUAUGUAUGCAAAUUGUAAAUUGUAAUGAAUGUAAUGUAUGGAAAUGUAUUGAAAA
Messenger RNA from Anopheles cruzii, 1414 nucleotides. Its product is annotated as tRNA methyltransferase 10 homolog A. Bases 131 to 1018 code for a protein of 295 amino acids. Lineage: Eukaryota; Metazoa; Arthropoda; Insecta; Diptera; Culicidae. Gene Ontology annotation, molecular function: tRNA binding. The record is from RefSeq and is a predicted model, not a curated record. Gene Ontology annotation, biological process: tRNA N1-guanine methylation. Gene Ontology annotation, cellular component: nucleoplasm; nucleus. The transcript is spliced from 2 exons.